This is a messenger RNA of Vanrija pseudolonga, 1298 nucleotides long. RefSeq names its product Cyclin-dependent kinase 1 (gene CDC28). The transcript has 4 exons. Gene Ontology annotation, molecular function: cyclin-dependent protein serine/threonine kinase activity; cyclin binding; ATP binding. Gene Ontology annotation, biological process: regulation of G2/M transition of mitotic cell cycle; signal transduction; protein phosphorylation. Bases 267 to 1154 code for a protein of 295 amino acids. The record is from RefSeq and is a predicted model, not a curated record. Gene Ontology annotation, cellular component: nucleus; cytoplasm; cyclin-dependent protein kinase holoenzyme complex. NCBI's taxonomy places the organism in Eukaryota, Fungi, Basidiomycota, Tremellomycetes, Trichosporonales, Trichosporonaceae.
GUCAACUUAUACUCUUCUCUCCUCCCUCUCCCCCCAUUCAUUCCCCUGGCUGGCCCACUCGACACCCCCACACCCUCCCUGCACACCAAAGAACAGCACUCGCCCAACGCGCAGUGCUCACUCGACCACUCGACCACACGCCGGCUUCCGACACGCCUCCGCCAGCUCGCUCGCGCGCUCGCUCGCACCAGCCACCGCACCACACAUAUCGCCGCCACCCCUUUACGUUGGCUGACUCGACCUGACCAACUCGUCUCCCCACCACCAUGUCGCUCGAGAACUACACCAAGCUCGAAAAGGUCGGCGAGGGCACCUACGGCGUCGUGUACAAGGCGCGAGAUGUAAACACGGGCCAGAUUGUCGCGCUCAAGAAGAUCCGCCUCGAGGCCGAGGACGAGGGCGUGCCGUCAACGUCUAUCCGUGAGAUCUCGCUCCUCAAGGAGCUGAGCAAGGACGACAACAUUGUCAAGCUCCUCGACAUUGUCCACUCCGACUCCAAGCUCUACCUCGUCUUCGAGUUCCUCGACCUCGACCUGAAGCGCUACAUGGACUCGAUUGGCGACAAGGACGGCCUCGGCCCCAACAUGGUCAAAAAGUUCUGCUACCAGCUCGUCAAGGGCCUGUACUACUGCCACGCGCACCGCGUCCUGCAUCGCGACUUGAAGCCGCAGAACCUGCUCAUCGACAAGGAGGGCAACCUCAAGCUCGCCGAUUUUGGUCUUGCGCGCGCCUUUGGUAUCCCCCUGCGGACGUACACUCACGAGGUCGUCACCCUCUGGUACCGCGCGCCCGAGGUCCUCCUCGGCUCGCGCCACUACUCGACUGCCAUCGACAUGUGGUCUGUAGGCUGCAUCUUUGCCGAGAUGGCCAUGAGGCAGCCCCUCUUCCCCGGCGACUCGGAGAUUGACGAAAUCUUCCGCAUCUUCCGUCAGCUCGGAACACCAAACGAGGACGUCUGGCCCGGCGUCAAGCAGCUGCCCGAUUACAAGGCCACAUUCCCCCAGUGGAACGCCGUCGACCUCAAGACGGCCGUCAGGGGACUCGACGCCAACGGCCUCGACCUCCUCGCCCAAACGCUCAUUUACGACCCUGCCCACCGUAUCUCUGCGAAGCGUGCGCUGCAGCACCCCUACUUUGCCUCCUCUGCCGCCUGAGCGAGCGUUAUUGUCACUGUCGCUAUCGCUGUCGCUGGGUCCGCUCUACAGCAUUUGAUACCCCAUACUCGAGCGCCUACCCGCGAUUAUACGGGGGCUGCUGCGGCUGCGGCCGCCAGCCGCCGAUGUACUGUAUUGUGUCAC